AUGUUGUACAAUAAUAAAUUUAUAAUCUUUGUACUUAUAAUAUUGCUGGCAAUUGCCAGUUACUCAGCGGCCACUGGCGACCCACCCGCCGAACACUCACCAGCCCAUAUAGCCGCCAAGCCCAAGGGCGCUACUGCUGCCAAGGCUGCUGAUGGAGAAGCUGCCAAGCCCGCUGCCAAGCCCGCCGCUAAGCCUGCUGCCAAACCCGUUGCCAAACCUGCUGCCAAACCUGCUGCAGACGCGGGAGAUGCCAGUCCAGAUCCCGCUGCCGAUCCCGCUUCCGAACCUGCUGCCAAACCCGCCGCCAAACCAGCCGCUGCUAAGCCUGGUGCCGCUAAACCAGUUGCCAAACCAGGUGCCGCCAAGCCCGCUGCCAAACCAGGUGCUGUCAAGCCGAAGCCAACCAAGAAACCUACGACCGCCACUCUUGAAGAUGGAUAUGAGUGUGGAAACAAGACAUGCAAGUCAGGUUGGGUCUGUGCCUUAUCUAAUGGAUCUCCUUGGAGCUAUUCCUGCCACAACGCAUCUUAUAUCAAGGACAAGUUGAUACUCCAAUGUGAUGUCAAAGGCGAGCCAUGGAAGGAUGAGGGAGGACAAUAUUAUAUACAGGUGGAUUGUUCGAUCGUCAGCAAGUGGCAAUUACAUAUCUUCAAUGUCACUAUUGAUGCGGGCUCAUUACCAUUGAGUCCAGCACGCCACUGGAACAUUGACCGAUCAAGUGUCACGGGAGACUUCAAAUUGACUGGCACCAACAAUGAGUUUAGCAUUGGAAAGAAGGUGGAUUUUGGUUUCAUCACGACAGGUAGUGUGAAGCCUACACUUACUAUCAAGAGUGCAUUCAUCUACACACUAUAG
Molecule: messenger RNA, 855 nt
Organism: Acytostelium subglobosum LB1
Lineage: Eukaryota; Evosea; Eumycetozoa; Acytosteliales; Acytosteliaceae
Exons: 2
Coding region: 1-855 (284 amino acids)
Molecular function (GO): carbohydrate binding
Source: RefSeq, a predicted model, not a curated record